Tigriopus californicus is the source of this 3017-nucleotide messenger RNA. RefSeq lists its product as uncharacterized. Gene Ontology annotation, cellular component: nuclear replication fork. Gene Ontology annotation, biological process: replication fork processing; double-strand break repair via homologous recombination. Lineage: Eukaryota; Metazoa; Arthropoda; Copepoda; Harpacticoida; Harpacticidae. The record is from RefSeq and is a predicted model, not a curated record.
CAGCCAGUCCCCAAGCCGACAGCCUGGAUUUCCUCCUUGAUCCUGAGAAUGUCGAGGAUGUGGAGCCUCCUGCCGCCUUCUUUUGUUCCGGCCACCCUUCGCCCGGUCACGCCUCUCUUCAUCCUCGGACUUAUUUGGCCACUGGCGAAUUGGAACGUUGGUUAAACGGGCACACGCUGCCCCGUCCCGCCCCCUCGGCCCAUGCCCACUCAUUUUUCGGCCAUGAUUACCCGCUGGCGGCGGUGAUGGACCCGACCAGUUGCGUCUGGGACAUUUUCUAUGCCAAUUGGGACGCGCUCUUCUUUCCCGCGCAGAACGCCAAUCAGGCCACGCCCACUCACUGCCGAGGCACCCAGCCCGGGUUAUCCGAUUUGUCCGGGUUCUCUAGCCAAUUGCGAUCGUUUUUAGCUUGGGUCCGAUUCGCCAGUUCAUGCCCAACGUUGCUGGCGACGCAAUCCGACUUCAAUCUGGCCUUUUUUCUUCGAUCCUUGCAGGAUUUGCAUCGGGGAUUAGAGGUCAUGCGGGAUUUACCCGUUCAUGUCUUGGUGGCCAAUGCGGUCAACGAAGAUAACCGAAAUCUCCCGUCACAUUACUUCCAUUUAAUCUUGGAUGGCUUGUGGACGGUUUAUGUGGCUUUGCGCUCAAUGAGCUUGAGUUCACGGAACUUUUCCGAAUUGUUACGGAUACCGGGCUGGCCUCCGGGCUUUUGCGCCUUUCAGGGCUUAGCUGGGCCCACCACGAACGUCUCGGAAAGCGUGACAAAUCCUGAGAUCGAAAGUUUCAAGCGAGAAGUGAGUGGGCGGAUUUAUUGUGAGUUGACCUUUUUAUUGAGGCAUCGCUUCGAUCGGUUAGGCAUUCGCGAGACCUGGACUGGUCCGACCAAUUUUAUGCGACUGAGCUUUUUCAAUUACUCGAGCUUCAAUUGCACUUGUAUUCGAGACCUGUUCCUGAUGUUGUUCCACGUGGAAAGUUCUGGGAAUGUGUGCCAUUUUUGGACCGACUUGAGGCUCGGUUUGAGUGCCCAAUACCAAGUGGAACUCGCGGACUCUAGCACUUGUAUGGCGCCACUCUGGGAGCCCGAGCUAAUCACCUUGGGGAGGAAUCCCCAGCCUUUAAAGUCCGUUGAAGGUCAGAUGUUUAUGUGGUGGGUCAUUUUUCACGUCAGUGCUAUCUUUCACCUUGAUUGCCAAGGUCGAGGUGUGAGUGACUCGAACUCGUUACCCCAAGAGUUUGUGCAUGUGAUCGAGAAACAAGUGAAAGAAAGUGUUCAAUUGAUGGGCGACGCCCAUGAGAUCGAAAUGAGGACGAUUCUGUGGACUCUGAUCCGGGUGUUCCCACUGAGCGGACCCAGUUUCAACGUACUUCAUAUGCUCUGGGAUUACUUUCACAAGCGUUUAAAUGACCAUUUUAGUGCCAUGAAUUCCGUUGCCGUAGUCAAUCUAGCCUUGUUACCCAAAUCCAUCCGUGAUUGGGACAAAAGUUUGCCCUCCCCAGGGGAUGAACGUGAUUUCCAAUCGUGUCUAGUAAAGGCCAAAGAACGGAACAGCUUCGAGCUGUUCUUGAAACUCCUGCAAUUGUAUCUGAGCUCAAACGAUGCCCUCAAGUUGAGGGCCAAGAUUUCGGGGCGGAUCCUGUCCAAAUUGCCCUCCAAACGCUUACUGGAACUAACCCAAGUGGGUUGGUUCCACUUGAUCUCUUUACAAAUAGUGAUUUUUCGGUGUUCCACUGCGCAAGAUGCCCAGCAAAACUUGUCCCGAAUCCAAGGACUAAUCAGUUCGAUCAAGUACAAAGAGCUUCAUCCCAAGAAGAGGGUGGUCAUCCUCCAAGGCAUGGCCACACUCGCUCGAGUCUCUUUGGACAAGGAUCAAGAUCCGGUCAAAGCCAUAUCCGUUCUGAUGGGAGUUCUCAAUCACACCAUUGACGAGACCAUGCAAAAACGGAGCGACAAUUGCUUGCAGAGAUUGGCUCAAUCCUGUAUGGAGGUGUGGACUCAAUUCAUGGAAGAAGCCUUGCUCUCACCCUCAACCGAGUUGACCUUGAUCCAAUCGCAAUUGCUCUCACCUCAGCUCGGGUCUUACAUGAAGCACUUCUCAUCGAACGAGUUGCACUCCAUCAUUUCUCAAUUGAGCGGCUUCGUCAUGAAAAUCCGCCGGUUUUAUGAUGCCUUCAACGACAAGAACGUGUUUGCCAUCACGGAGGAGGAAUCCAUAACCAAAGAGAAAAUUGACCAAACCCACGCGCUCCUUUGGAGCAGAGUCUUCCAACUCAUCCAUCAAGACCUCGCCCUCCGACUGAUUGGGCCUCAUGAGCCCAUGGCCGAGCUGGUUGUAGGCCUGCUGCUAAUGCUAAUACAAGGACAAAUGCCAGCCUCGGUCAAUUUGAAACCCUUUUCUCACUAUUUCCAAUUCUUCGCUCAGUCGGAGGCGGUGAAUCCGAAUUUCGCCAGUCACUUCCUCUUGAACGUGGUGGAGAGUGCUCAAUCCCAUCUAAGGGAGUCUCUCAUUAACCUAGAACAAGUCAUCAAGGGUUGGAUACGGGUGGGCAUGCUUACCACGAAAGAUUCGACGAAUUAUGCCACGUUUCAAGCUCUAUCCAAAGAAGUGUUCGUUUUGGAGGAGCUUAAUGGCAUAAAGCCAUAUAUGACUUCUGACGAAGAUCAACAUCCCUUGGUCAUUUUCAUCACGGCCUUGGGAAACUUGACCAAAAUGAGUGAUAACCACUUAAAGUCACUCAGAUCGUCAUAUACCCAAUACUUGUUGAUCGCUGUUGAAAGCUUGAGGAACUUGAAGAAGUUCGAACGGACGAAUCCGUCCGUAGUUUUGCAUCUCUAUCAGUCAGCCGCUUUGAUGAUCGAAAAAUGUGCCCGUCUCUUGUAUGACCACGACACCAAUGAAUUCAACCACCUUGGACCCAUCCUCAACGAACUGUUCGUACCUAAUGUCAUUCAAAAUCCCAAAUACAACUUGCCCGAACUCUAUCAAAAAGCUGUACGUCAGACCUUGAGCCAAGUCAUCUAA